AUGUGUGAAUACGAAAUACCUUUCCAUAUUCAAGAGGAAAUCAUGAAAAGGCUUCCUGUGAAAUCAUUGGUUCAGUUCAGAAGCGUCUCAAAAGCAUGGAAGUCUUUGAUCGACAGCUCCGAGUUUAUUGCUGCUCACAGCCUCCGCCGCCACACUCAGCCACAGCAUCUGCUUGUAUCGUAUGAAGAUCCGGAAGAAGGGAUAAAGUAUGUUUCUUAUAUCGAUGGUGACACUUUCCGCCAACAGAGGUCUCUUUUGACUGUUCCUGUAUCAAUUAAAGAACUUAAGAAACCGGCAGUAGUUGGUAGCUCUCACGGCUUAUUGUGCUUGUAUGGCUCUGAUCCCGACCUUACAACUAAGAUGGUUGCUCUUUGGAAUCCUUCAAUUAGAAAAUCGAUUGUUGUUGCUGUAUCUGUUGGCAAAAGCAAACCAUCUGUUGGUUUUGGGGUUUGUCGUGUCACUGGUGACCCUAAGAUCGUUUUGAUUACACAAUCUUGGGAUGACCCAAAUAUCGAAACCAGUUACCGUUUCGAAGUUUUGGUUUACACUCUGAACUCAGGGAAAUGGAGAAAUUUAUCCACCAAUCUGCCCGCUAAACCGGUUCGAGAUUGGAGUCCGGUGGUAGUUACUGAUCGGUUUAUCUAUUCGCAUUCUGCAGGGUCAAGCACUCAUAAUAUGAUUAUGUCAUUUGAUGUGACUAAUGAGAGUUUUGAAUCCAUAGACCUUCCGGAUAGCCUAGCUCGCCAUCAUCCUGUGAACUUUUUUAUUUCUAAGGUACGGGAUUCUCUUGCCAUGUUUAAGUACAGUGGAGACAUCUAUCCUGGGGGAGACAUCUGUACUGUAUGGAUGAUGGAACAUGGUGUUCAAAAGUUGUUUACAAAGUUGUUUGACAUUAAGACACCGCAUGACUUUAUAGUGGGAUUUAGGAAAAAUGGCACACCUAUAAUUCAAGUGGCAUAUGAUGACGAUGAUGAUGAUGAACCGCCUAGACUUGUUGUUUAUGAACCCAAUUCUGAACACAACAAUUUUCUUGAGAUUUCUGUAUAUCCUUUUUCCUUCAAUGUGAAUUCCUACAUGGAAACGCUACUUUUGCUGUAA
This is a messenger RNA of Lactuca virosa, 1098 nucleotides long. NCBI's taxonomy places the organism in Eukaryota, Viridiplantae, Streptophyta, Magnoliopsida, Asterales, Asteraceae. The record is from the annotation of a GenBank genome assembly.